Molecule: messenger RNA, 1018 nt
Organism: Trichomycterus rosablanca
Lineage: Eukaryota; Metazoa; Chordata; Actinopteri; Siluriformes; Trichomycteridae
Gene: c3h8orf33
Product: chromosome 3 C8orf33 homolog
Exons: 5
Coding region: 91-936 (281 amino acids)
Source: RefSeq, a predicted model, not a curated record
AGCAUGAGCUACAGUAUUUCGAGAUUUGUUUACUAUAUUUUUCUUUUCAUUUCUGAAAAUUAACCCCACUUCGGAUCGGUUUACAAAGUGAUGCAGGAGAACAUCACUUCAGUUUCAUCUGACUUUCACUGGCAGCAUAGUGACAACUCCUUCACAUUUAACUUCCUCCCAGACGCUGGAACUUCUGUGUCCCAGUACAUAAUGAGUCUUGAGGAAACCCAACCUGUACAGACUGAGGUUUCAGAAACGAGCUCUGGUUUUGCUUUUAACUUCCAAAUUCCUUCAGCAACAGAAGGCAAUGAGGCCAAAUCCAAAGACUCAGAGAUGAAUGAAAUAGUAGAUCAAACCUCAGAGCUAAGUGUGGACGCAAAACCUAAAACAAAGAAGAAAAAGAAGAAAAAAGCAACAGGAGACAGUGAGAGAAGAGAGGAUGACUUGCUGAAAAAUGGGAAGAAAAAACUUGAGGAGGCACCUAAACAGGAGAAUGUAGUGCUGAAUGCAGACCAGCAGCUGAUUCAAGAAUUGGACUGGUGUAUUGAGCAGCUUGAGCUCGGGCUCAGAACUCAGAAAUCUUCUGCCAAGCAAAGAGAGGAAGCUGCUCGAGCUCUGAAGACCCUGCGCAGCUCUAAAGCACCGAUAGUGAAGAAGAGGCAGGUGAUGAGAGCCGUGUCUGGAGAUUACAGGAAGAAGAUGGAGCAGGAAAGGGACAGGCAAUUCAAACUUAUCCACUCAGCAAUUUCUUCUGCAAAGUUCAACACUGGGUCACAACCCUCCCGAAAACCAGUGUUUCAUCGGCGUGCUGAGACGCAACAAUGCACAACACACACUGUGGACGUACAGGAACCUUCAGUUGCUGCUGAGCAAACUGGUGGAGCUGCUGAAAAAUUUGUGUUCAGACUUUCAGGGGAGCAGUUUUGUUUCAACUUUAAUCUGUGAUUGUACAGAAAACCCCAAAAGUGUCAUGGAGUGACUUCAUGUACUUAUAGACUGACUAGAUUAAAGUUUAUAUUCAGAAAAA